AUGGCCGAUAACAUCUCAACGACAGCAUGUUCAAAUGCAGCAUCAGGAACGUUGGACGAGUUCCCGUUGUUUUCCUCAUUACCGUGCCGGAUUUUCAAAGAAGCCUUUACUGAUCCAGAAAUAGUAUAUUGGGAUUUUGGCCUCGGGGUAGAGCAUAGAGGGGAAGAAGGUGCUUUUAUCUUCUUUUCAAAAAACAAACGUCACGCAUUACUCUCUUUCUUGCUUGCAUGCAAGAACUCACACGCAGAGGUCUUCCGGAACUACGAAAAGAUCGAGAUAAAUUUUCCAACUCCCAUGGACUUCCAGAGUUGCAAUCAAUCUGAUCGUGACAGAUAUCUGCGAAAGGCUGUUGAUACUAUCUCGGUGAGCUUUGUCAGCUUCAUAUCAUUGGAUGUGGAAGGAGGAAGCAUGACGUUGAAUAACAUCACGCAUCUUGCCUUGGACGUCGAUUUUGAUUAG
Botrytis byssoidea is the source of this 459-nucleotide messenger RNA. RefSeq lists its product as uncharacterized. The transcript is spliced from 2 exons. The coding region runs from base 1 to 459 and encodes 152 amino acids. Lineage: Eukaryota; Fungi; Ascomycota; Leotiomycetes; Helotiales; Sclerotiniaceae. The record is from RefSeq and is a predicted model, not a curated record.